CAUUAGGAAACUGGGCGCAACCAAGUCAAGGAGGGAAGGAUUAGAGAGCAAGAGAGCGAACCAAGGGCAAAGACGGAGAGUUUUGGAGGACAAGAAUUUUUUGGUUUUUCAGUCUCAUUUUGAAUUCAAGGAGAACUUGGGCUUCUCAAGCUUUCUCUCUCUUUUUUUUUGUCUCUUUCACACUCACUUCACUCUUCGUCACCAGCUGCCUGCCAGGUUUCAUCAUGAUCUGCCCUUUCAGCUCCUCGCUUGGAUUUCUCCUCCUCCUGAUUGGCUACGCUGCAGCAGGACCGGAUCCUGACCUGCGGCCUCGAGCGGUGCGUUCCAGCGCCUGUCAGGAGCACACAAAUCUUCACAACCGUCUGGAUGUAGUGGAGAAGAAAGUAGAAGACACGGUUGAGAAGUUGGAAGUUGAGCUCGCUACUCUCCUGGAUGCCAUUAAUGCCCCAAAAUGGCGUCCCCUGUUGGACAACGCGGGACAGACAGCUGUGGACAUUCUGGACGAUCCGGAGCUCAGAGGCCAAUCUUAAAUCAAGCAGGCAUCCACGGAGAAGGGACUUGAGAAAGCUCUUGAACUUUGAAGGGUUAACUCUGUUUUUUUAUGACCUAAAUGUUUACUUUGUAAGAACUUUUGUACGCUUGUGUAUCAAAAUGAAAUUUGCAUCUUAAAGGAGGAGGCAGUCUUUUGCACACA
This is a messenger RNA of Stegastes partitus (bicolor damselfish), 694 nucleotides long. Its product is annotated as placenta associated 9. The transcript is spliced from 3 exons. The record is from RefSeq and is a predicted model, not a curated record. Bases 225 to 530 code for a protein of 101 amino acids. NCBI's taxonomy places the organism in Eukaryota, Metazoa, Chordata, Actinopteri, Pomacentridae.